AUGGCGGAGGAGAGCCAGGCACCGCGCUACGUGAAGCUCACCCGGGACCAGGAGGCGCCCGCCGAGGACAUCUGCCCCGGCGAGCUCAACCAGCCCGUCCACGUCCCACGGCCCGGGUGCAGAUGGUGCGCCGAGUGCGGCCAGGUCCUGCCGGAGUCCUACCAGCUGCCGGCCGACGAGCCCUGGAGCACCGGAAUCUUCGGAUGCACCGCCGACCCCGCGAUCUGCCGAACUGGAUGCUUCUGUCCAUGCGUGUUGUUCGGGCGCAAUGUUGCGGCUCUUAACGAGGAUACCCCAUGGACAGCACCGUGUGUUUGCCAUGCCGUCUUUGUGGAAGGAGGGAUCGCCCUUGCGAUCCUGACAGCAAUAUUCCAUGGGGUUGAUCCAAGAUCGUCGUUUCUUAUUGGAGAAGGUCUACUGUUCAGCUGGUGGCUGUGUGGUACCUAUACCGGCAUUUUCCGUCAGGAGCUCCAGAAAAAGUACCAUCUCAAGAACUCGCCAUGCGACCCUUGUAUGGUCCAUUGCUGCCUGCACUGGUGCGCAAACUGCCAGGAGCAUCGCGAGAGGAGGGGCCGCCUCGUGGAGAGGGAGGAUGGAGUGCAGAUGACCAUCGUCGACGCGCCUCCGGUGGAAGAGAUGGGCAUGCCAAGAGAAUCGUCGUGCUGCCUCUGAUCUAGGGGUGCCCGGCCGGAAUACAUAUCAAGCGCCCAACAACCAACCAAGAGAGAUAAAUCAGGAAAAUAAGGGAAUUUUGAUUUAUUAAGAUAGCACGAGUGAGUGAGUGAGGCUGAGAUUGAACUCCAUGACGAACCUGGUAGGUAGGCAUGCUGUUACAUUGGCUGAACUGAACUGCUGAUCAGUCGGUCAAA
Molecule: messenger RNA, 869 nt
Organism: Triticum urartu
Lineage: Eukaryota; Viridiplantae; Streptophyta; Magnoliopsida; Poales; Poaceae
Product: cell number regulator 6-like
Source: RefSeq, a predicted model, not a curated record